Strongylocentrotus purpuratus (purple sea urchin) is the source of this 1879-nucleotide messenger RNA. RefSeq names its product sepiapterin reductase. The transcript has 2 exons. Gene Ontology annotation, molecular function: sepiapterin reductase (NADP+) activity. NCBI's taxonomy places the organism in Eukaryota, Metazoa, Echinodermata, Echinoidea, Camarodonta, Strongylocentrotidae. Gene Ontology annotation, biological process: tetrahydrobiopterin biosynthetic process. The record is from RefSeq and is a predicted model, not a curated record. The coding region runs from base 345 to 1178 and encodes 277 amino acids.
AUAAAUAAUUAUUAGGAGUUUACAAUGGAGAUAAGAAGCUAUCAUUUCGCUUUAAAAUUCCGCACAUAUCAAUGGCAAUUCUAGCCUCGUGAUGAAUAUUAAUUAUGAGGACCAUAAAUAAUUCCUCAAUCAGUUGCGCUUUCAAACCCUCGGUGACACUGACCUCUGUCUCUAUUGACGUUUCGGCUAGAUCGACACUUGACCCCGAUUAGCAUUUGGCAGCUCCGUCUCCGCCAGCGCUUUAGCUAUGCAGAGCAAGUUCACGAUUCAGACAAGUAUAGGCAUAUACUUAUCAUAACGAGAAAAAUACAGAUUUAAAAGUUCAUUUUCAAUUUGGAGAAAACAUGGCUUCGUCGGAAACAUCUUCAUUGAAAUCGUUUUGUAUAGUUACAGGGGCAAGCAGAGGCAUUGGUCGUGCCAUUGCUAUCGCCUUGUCUAGCAAAUUUUCUGCGGAAUCUCAUAUAGUUUUGACAGGACGGUCGGUCGAUGCAUUGAACGAGACACAGCGGAUGGUACAGGCCGCUGCUCCAGGCGUCCAAUGCAAGGUUGUCAUCGCUGAUCACUCGGACGAGGGUAAUAUUUCCAGCACUCUUUCCGAGAUCACAAAGGACGUCAGUCCGGAUGAGUUUCAGCGUUUUCUUCUCAUCCACAACGCCGCUAGCAUGUGGGAUGUGUCACGGUAUGCUGGGCAGUCGACUACGUCUGAUCUGAGAAGCUUGCAAGACUUCUGUAUGCUGAAUAUCACUUCAGCGCUACUUCUAACCUCUCAUUACCUGAAGACAUUUCCUCAGAGGAAUGGAGCGUCCAGAACGAUCGUUAAUAUAUCAUCACUCGCUGCUUUGGUGCCUUUCCCUGGUUGCUCCGUAUACUGCAUGGGAAAGGCUGCCAGACAUAUGCUCUUUAGGACCAUAGCCCUAGAGGAACCCGAUGUCCGGGUCUUGAACUAUGACCCAGGUGCGGUGGAUACGGCGAUGUUUAGAGACAAUGCCACCAACAAUGCCAGUGUGGAUGUCAGGCAGAUGUUGGAGCGUCUUGAAAACGAUCAGCAAUUGCUCAAACCGGAUCAAACCGCCGCAAUGCUGCUUAGCAUCUUGGAGAAAGAUGCGUUUGAGUCUGGCGCUCAUCUCAGUUAUAGCGAUGAUUUGGCGAAGACAGUCGAUGAUUUUGAUAAGAAAUAAGUAAUUUGAACUCUGAGUAUUACAUUUCAAAGGGCUUUAAUUUCAGAACACCGGCAUACCUAAGUAUAUUACUGGGAAAAUAGUAAAUCUAUUCUAACUUGUUAAAUGAUAAUAUUUGACGAUUGUUUUACCCAUUUGCUAAGAAAGUACAUUAAAUGCUUGUAAGUAAACUACCAGGGGACCGACAGCUUUAAGUCCUCUCCAAGGGACUUGAUAAUGAGGAUUGACUUGUAGAUCCAGUGGACACAUCCAUUUUGGAAUGUUUGAUUUAUACAAUUAUGAUGUCAGUAGGAAACAUGUUCUGGACUGUUUCGUAUACUGUAUAAUCGUGGGCCUCCAUCCAGUCUUAAAACUGCGUGGUCAAAAAUGACCACGUCGUGGUCGUUUUUAAAAGGUGCAUGGUUGACUACCAAAACGUGGUUAAAAACGACCACGACGUGGUCAUUUUGACCACGUUUUGGUAGUUGACCAUGCUCCUUUAAAAACGACCACGACGUGGUCAUUUUUUUAUCACGUAUGUUUAAGAGUGUUUUUUGCAGUAAUGGUAAAGAUGUUACUGGCCCCUCGUGACUUAGGUGCGGACGAUGAUGAUUAUGUUGACGAUGUGUAUGAUGAUGACGAUGGUGAUGAUAAUAGCAUGAACACUAUAUGAUAACGAUGAUAGUGAUAAUGGUGAUGUCGACGAUGACCAUGACGAUGGU